Molecule: messenger RNA, 3000 nt
Organism: Cajanus cajan (pigeon pea)
Lineage: Eukaryota; Viridiplantae; Streptophyta; Magnoliopsida; Fabales; Fabaceae
Source: RefSeq, a predicted model, not a curated record
AUUUUAUUCCCAACCAAAUGGAGGAGAAGCUAACCGUACCCUCUAUAAUAGUACCACUUCUUAAAGUCCGGAGUGUGAAGUCCAAUGUUAGCAACCGUGUCUCCAGAACCUAAUUUGUGGAAAUAGUGAUACACAUGUGUGCCUAUGUAUAAUUUGUACUUUUUUUGUGAGUUGAGAGACAGGAAGAAGAAACAUGGAGGUAAACCACAAGGAGAAGGUGGUGGAGAGGAGCAAGAGGGUUAAAGGGAGAGUGGUUUUGAUGAAGAAGGGUCUGUUGGAUUUCCACGACAUCAAAGCCAACGUUCUUGAUCGAGUUCACGAGUUGUUGGGCAAGGGUGUCUCUCUUCAGCUCAUUAGUGCUACUACUCCUGACCCAGCAAAGGGGCUGCAAGGGAAGCACGGAAAGGUCGCAUAUUUGGAGAGAUGGGUUUCGACCAUUUCGUCUCUGACAAGUGCAGCAGAUACAGAGUUUUUGGUUUCAUUUGAUUGGGAUGAGAAGAUAGGAGUUCCGGGGGCGUUCAUAAUAAGGAACCAUCACCACAGUCAAUUCUACCUAAAGACUGUGACCAUAGAAGACAUUCCUGGGCAUGGUCCUGUUCAUUUUGUCUGCAAUUCUUGGGUCUACCCUUCUCAUCGCUAUGCCUAUGAUCGUGUCUUCUUCGCCAACAAGGCUUAUCUUCCAUGUGAAACACCCGAGGCACUGCGCAAGUUGAGGGAACAAGAACUAAUAGCUCUCCGAGGGAAAGGAUACGGCAAGCUUAAUGAGUGGGACAGAGUUUAUGACUAUGCUUACUACAAUGAUUUGGGAACACCAGAUGAUGGUCCACCAUAUGCACGCCCUGUUCUUGGUGGAUCACACUUUCCAUAUCCUCGUAGAGGAAGAACUAGUCGUCCACAUACCAAAACAGAUCCCAAAACUGAGUCAAGAUUGCAUCUUCUUAAUCUAAACGUUUAUGUGCCGAGGGAUGAACAGUUUGGGCACGUCAAGUUUUCAGAUUUCCUGGCUUACGCACUCAAAUCCGUUGCUCAGGUCUUGCUUCCAGAGAUUAAAUCUCUGUGUGACAAAACUAUCAAUGAGUUUGACACCUUUGAAGAUGUACUUAAUAUUUAUGAGGGAAGUAUUAAGCUGCCGAGUGCACCUACGGUGAGUAAACUUAGAGAACUUGUUCCCUAUGAGCUGGUCAGAGAACUUAUUAGGAAUGAUGGUGAGAGAUUCCUCAAAUUCCCAGUGCCUGACGUCAUCAAAGCGAGUAAGACUGCAUGGAGGACAGAUGAGGAAUUUGCAAGGGAAAUGCUUGCUGGGGUCAACCCUGUUAUUAUCCGUCGUCUGCAAGAAUUUCCCCCAGCCAGCAAGCUAGACCCCAGACUCUAUGGAGACCAAACUAGCUCCAUCAGAGCAACGCACAUAGAAGAUAGUUUGGAUGGACUCACAAUAGAUGAGGCAAUUCGUGCAAUGAGGCUAUUUAUACUAGAUCACCACGACGCACUGAUGCCAUACAUAAGUCGAAUAAACUCUACCAACACAAAGACUUAUGCCUCUAGAACACUCCUGUUUCUACAAGAUGACGGUACACUAAAGCCACUGGCUAUAGAGUUAAGUUUACCCCAUCCACAAGGGGAUCAACAUGGAGCUGUGAGCAAAGUUUUCACUGCAGCACAAGAAGGAGUAGCGGCUUCAGUGUGGCAGCUGGCUAAAGCUUAUGCAGCUGUGAACGAUUCGGGAUAUCAUCAAUUGGUUAGCCAUUGGUUAUACACUCACGCAGUAAUUGAACCGUUCAUAAUAGCCACAAACAGGCAGUUGAGUAUUCUCCACCCGUUACACAAGCUCUUGAAGCCACACUUCAGGGACACAAUGCAUAUAAAUGCCUUAGCUAGGCACACGCUCAUCAAUGCUGGAGGGGUGCUAGAGAAAACAGUUUUCCCUGGUAAAUUCGCCUUGGAAAUGUCAUCUAUUAUAUACAAAAGUUGGGAUUUCACCCAGCAAGCACUGCCUGCUGAUCUUCUGAAGAGGGGAAUGGCAGUUCCUGAUUCAAGCUGCCGUCAUGGACUUAAACUUGUGAUAGAGGAUUAUCCGUUUGCUGUGGACGGGCUAGAAAUCUGGGAUGCAAUUGAAACAUGGGUGACUGAAUAUUGCAACUUCUAUUACACAUCUAAUGACAUGGUUGAGGAAGACUAUGAACUUCAGAAUUGGUGGAAAGAGAUCCGCAAUGAGGGUCAUGGUGACUUAAAAGAUAGGGCAUGGUGGCCAGAGAUGAAGACUAGAGAGGAACUGAUUCAAUCAUGCACCAUCAUCAUCUGGCUGGCUUCUGCAUUCCAUGCAGCUGUGAAUUUCGGACAGUACCCUUUUGCUGGCUACCUCCCUAAUCGUCCAACAGUGAGUCGUAGGUUCAUGCCUGAGCCAGGUACCCCAGAAUAUGAGGAGCUUAAGUCAGACCCUGACUUGGCAUUCCUGAAAACAAUCACUGCGCAGUUCCAAACUCUCCUCGGUGUCUCACUGAUAGAAGUUCUAUCCAGACACUCAACUGAAGAGGUUUACCUUGGGCAGAGUGAAAAUCCUGAAUGGACCUUAGAUGCUGAAGCAUUGGCAGCAUUUGAGAGGUUCAGAAAGAAGCUGUUGAAAAUUGAGAACAAUAUUUUGGAAAGGAACAAGGACGAGAGAUUGAAAAACAGGAAUGGGCCAGUGAAGAUGCCUUACACACUUCUCUAUCCCAACACAUCAGAUUAUUCUAGGGAGGGUGGACUCACUGGCAAGGGAAUCCCCAAUAGUAUAUCUAUCUAAAACUCCAUUACUAGAUUCUAUCUUCUCAUUCAAUUCUAGCCAACUAAGGAAUAUGGGGAUGUCGAAUAAACAUUUUCGUUCGUACGUAUAUCGUGAUUAUUUUUCUAGCAAUUUAUUCUAUUGUUAUGGCAAUACUAGAGUGUGUAUAAUAUAUAACAUUAUUUGUAUUCAAAUAAUCAUGCUGCCACUGCUUUAAUUGGUUCAGGCUUCUUGUGUAAUCU